Messenger RNA from Bactrocera dorsalis (oriental fruit fly), 1302 nucleotides. Its product is annotated as putative mediator of RNA polymerase II transcription subunit 26. Bases 1 to 1302 code for a protein of 433 amino acids. NCBI's taxonomy places the organism in Eukaryota, Metazoa, Arthropoda, Insecta, Diptera, Tephritidae. The transcript is spliced from 3 exons. The record is from RefSeq and is a predicted model, not a curated record.
AUGCGUGAGCUUUGGAAACACGAUGUCCACUGGAACGACCCAUUGCCAAACGACGUAAACGCUGCUUGGACGAAGUGGCGUAAACAACUACCCGAGAUUGUCAAGUAUGCCAUACCUCGUUACUAUUUCAGAAAUGGUGCACCUCUAGUACUUCAACUCCACAUAUUUGUUAAUGCUAGUGAAGAUGCCUUCGCCGCCGUUGCUUAUAUUCGAUCUCAAUCUAUGUCUGGUGAAUUUGAUGUUGCAUUCGUUUGUGCCAAGACAAAAUGUGCGCCAAUAAAAACCCUUACAGUGCCACGCCUCGAACUUCAGGCAGCGGUUUUGGGCACUCGUCUUAUGCAGUGUAUCCGCGACGAACAUUCUCUAAACAUCAAAGAUUGUAUCCUUUGGAGUGACUUAAAAACGGUCAUCAAAUGGAUACAGAGUGAACAUCGUCGUUACAAGCCUUUCGUUCAGCAUAGGAUAGCAGAGAUAUUGGCUUCUACAAGCAUAUCAAAUUGGAGAUGGAUACCCACUAAGCACAAUGUAGCCGAUGAAGCGACGCGAGCAAAUGAUUGUAUCAAUUUUAAUCCAACAGCACGUUGGUCACGGGGGCCUCCGUUCUUACGCCAGAACGAGCAAGCCUGGCCUUCUGAAGACAUAACAGUUUCUGGAAAUGAUGAACCUGAUGAAGAGCUCCGGCCCAAAUUCGCUUUAGUCAUCGUGAAUUUACAAAAGAUUGUGUCCAAUGUGCCCACAGAACACAUAAAAGUCAAAAAAAUUCCAGAGAAUAUAAAACUGGCCGACCCCUCAUUUGGUGUUCCGGGUAAAAUUGAUUUACUUUUAGGUGCGGACAUAUUCUUUGAUUUGUUAAAAGAAGAGAAAAUAUCUAUUGAAAAUGUUAAUUACAAACUGCAGAACAACAAAAAAUGUACAAUGCGUGAAGCAUUAACAACAUACAAAGCACAGGUGCCUCCAGCUCUCAAUGAGUCUUCGAUCCUCUUCUCUCAUAUUAUAAAAAAUAGACCCAAUUCACAACGUAACAAUAUCAACACAAACACAAAUAAUUCACAAGCAAACCAAGCAUUAGUUAACAACAACAACACAGAUAUCCAAGUGACAAACGACGCACCAAAACAAAAUAAGCAAAAUACAACAAAUAUAAUACAAACCCUACCAGUUUCUACUGCAACAACAGACAUUAAUAACUCUUUUGCCAACAACAAUGCAAACAACAAUUACAAUAACUCAGCAAACAAUAACAUACACGAAACUAAUUAUAACACCCAAAACUUUAUUGACUCACAAAACACAAAUACCUAA